Messenger RNA from Lotus japonicus, 2923 nucleotides. Its product is annotated as probable methyltransferase PMT26. Bases 222 to 2624 code for a protein of 800 amino acids. Gene Ontology annotation, cellular component: endosome; cytoplasm; trans-Golgi network. The transcript is spliced from 9 exons. Gene Ontology annotation, molecular function: methyltransferase activity. NCBI's taxonomy places the organism in Eukaryota, Viridiplantae, Streptophyta, Magnoliopsida, Fabales, Fabaceae. The record is from RefSeq and is a predicted model, not a curated record.
UUUGGCAGCAGAGCAACUAGCUAGCAACUAGCAAGCAGCAACUAAAUUCUCUCCUUUUUCCUCGACUCUCUCUUUCUGUAUUUAAACACCUUCCCCUUUCUCACACUCUCAACCAACACCUUCCAUUUCACACCUCUCCCUCUGCGCAAGCACCAUGGAGAGAUAACACCACCUCUUCCAACAACCACAGGUAUAAGUUGUCUGUGAAUUCCCUCGACGACAUGGCGAUAGGGAAAUAUUCUAGAGUGGAUGGCAGAAGAUCAUCAGGUUACUGUUCGACGGUGACUGUUGUCGCGUUUGUGGCUCUAUGUUUGGUGGGAGUCUGGAUGAUGACAUCGUCUUCUGUAGUUCCUGAGAAAAGCGGGGAUGUGUCUCAGGAGAGUAAUAACGAGGUGAAAGAACAGACUGAGGUUAAAGAACAAGUUAGCGAGACUGAUAAUAGCAGCAGUAGGCAGUUUGAAGAUAAUCCUGGUGAUUUGCCUGAGGAUGCAACCAAGGAGGACAGCAAUGUCUCCUCGGAAGAUAGCUCUAACUUGCCAGAAAAGCAAGAAGAGAAAUUGCAGGAAAACUCUGUAGAUAAUUCUUCUGAAGAUGCAAAUACAGAAGAAGCAGAUAAGAAAAAAGAGGAUGAAGGUUCCAAGACAGAGAAUCUUGAAUCAAACGCAGAUACUACAGAUAGUAACAAAGAAGAUAGUGGUGAUACUUCCAGUAAGGAGUCUGAUUCUGAUGAGAGUGAAAAGAAAAAUGAAUCAGAUGAUGACAAGAAGUCUGAUUCAGAUGAAAAUGAAAAGAAAACUGAUAACUCUGAUGAAACAACAGAUACUAGGAUAGAGGAGAAGGUGGAACAAAGUGAUAACAAGGAAUCUGAUGGAAGCUCUAGCGAGAAGAGUACAAAUGAGGUAUACCCUUCCGGGGCUCAGUCAGAGCUUCUUAGUGAAAGUACAACACAAACUGGGUCUUUUUCAACUCAGGCUGCAGAGUCAAAGCAUGAAAAGGAGGCUCACGAAUCCUCCAAGCAGUACAAGUGGAAACUUUGCAAUGUCACCGCUGGCCCUGACUUUAUCCCAUGCCUUGACAACUGGAAAGCGGUUAGGAGUCUUCGGAGUACUAAACACUAUGAACAUCGAGAAAGGCACUGUCCUGAAGAACCCCCUACCUGCCUUGUCAGUCUUCCUGAAGGAUAUAAACGCCCAGUUGAAUGGCCGAAGAGCAGAGAUAAGAUAUGGUAUUACAAUGUUCCUCACACUAAGCUUGCUGAAGUUAAGGGACACCAAAACUGGGUUAAAGUUACGGGGGAGUACCUUACUUUUCCUGGUGGCGGAACCCAAUUCAAGCAUGGUGCACUUCAUUACAUUGACUUUAUACAAGAGUCUGUACCUGACAUUGCUUGGGGAAAGCGCACACGUGUUAUAUUAGAUGUUGGAUGUGGUGUUGCUAGCUUUGGAGGUUUUCUCUUUGAAAGAGACGUACUUGCAAUGUCACUCGCACCAAAGGAUGAACAUGAAGCUCAGGUUCAAUUUGCUCUUGAAAGGGGUAUUCCUGCUAUAUCUGCUGUGAUGGGCACAAAGAGGCUUCCCUUCCCUGGGAGAGUAUUUGAUGCAGUCCAUUGUGCAAGAUGUAGAGUUCCAUGGCAUGUAGAAGGUGGUAAAUUACUUCUGGAGCUGAAUAGAGUAUUGCGACCUGGGGGUUUUUUUGUGUGGUCUGCCACUCCUGUUUAUCAGAAGCUUCCUGAAGAUGUUGAAAUAUGGAAUGCCAUGAAAGCACUAACAAAAGCGUUAUGCUGGGAACUUGUGUCGAUCAACAAGGAUCAACUUAAUGGAGUUGGUGUAGCUGUAUACAAGAAGCCACUUUCUAAUGAGUGUUAUGAGAAACGAUCAAAGAAUGAGCCUCCGCUCUGUGGGGACUCUGAUGAUCCUGAUGCUGCAUGGAAUGUUAAAUUGCAAGCUUGUAUGCACAAAGUGCCAAGCAGUUCAAGCGAAAGGGGCUCAAAAUUGCCAGGGCAGUGGCCGGCCAGACUGACCAAAGUGCCAUACUGGUUGUCGAGUUCCCAAGUUGGAGUUUAUGGAAAGCCUGCCCCUGAAGAUUUCACUGACGAUUAUGAACACUGGAAACGUGUAGUGUCCAAGUCUUACCUAAACGGCAUCGGAAUUCAGUGGUCAAAUGUGCGGAAUGUCAUGGAUAUGAAAUCUGUCUAUGGAGGAUUUGCUGCAGCUUUGAGAGAUUUGAAUAUCUGGGUAAUGAAUGUAGUUUCAAUAGACUCCCCAGAUACCCUUCCCAUUAUUUAUGAACGAGGUCUUUUUGGUAUAUAUCAUGAUUGGUGCGAAUCAUUUAGCACCUAUCCUAGGUCGUAUGAUCUCCUCCAUGCAGAUCAUCUGUUCUCGAAGGUUAAGAAAAGGUGCAGUUUAGCUUCUCUAGUCGCUGAAGUUGAUCGGAUUCUCAGGCCUGAAGGUAAGCUUAUUGUCCGUGACACAGUUGAGAUCAUCGACGAGCUUGAGAGCAUGGUAAAGUCUAUGAAGUGGGAGGUUCGCAUGACUUACUCCAAGGAUAACGAGGGCAUGCUAUGUGUCCAGAAGUCCAAGUGGCGCCCUAAGGAGGUGGAAACACUCAAGUAUGCUAUUCUUUAAGCAUGGAUGAGAAGCCAAAAUUCUUGGGUUUUGGGUGCUCAAAAUUCCUGUAUAACAGUGUACUUCCACUAUUAGUCAUGUAUCAUGUUAGUUAGGAAUCUGUAUUAGUUUUUUCCUGAGUAUUAAUUUUGAUAUCCCCUAUUUAUAUUUAGAGAUUAGUGGCUUUUACCUUGUAACAUGGUGCCAUAGUGUGAAGGAAAUUUGAUCAUGUUCUUGCAAAUGUAGAGAACAUUGAUUUAUAUGCACAAUAGCUAUUAUUUAAUGUCUACCAAUCCAGUAAUGGUAGCACGUAUUGCUUA